Messenger RNA from Exophiala oligosperma, 819 nucleotides. RefSeq lists its product as uncharacterized. The transcript is spliced from 2 exons. The record is from RefSeq and is a predicted model, not a curated record. Gene Ontology annotation, cellular component: membrane. The coding region runs from base 1 to 819 and encodes 272 amino acids. Lineage: Eukaryota; Fungi; Ascomycota; Eurotiomycetes; Chaetothyriales; Herpotrichiellaceae.
AUGCGCAAACCUGACCUCACACUCCGAAGCCUCAUCCCACCAUCCAUCUAUCCCUUCACGACAUCAUGGUUGCUCCCACCGCUCGCCCUCGCCCUCCUCCGCCUCUUGUUCUUCGCGUACUGCCUGGCCACGCAACUGACCAACUGGAUAUAUGACGGGAUCCAUUCCGCCUCGUACCUCAUCGGUCAGGAAUUCAGUUACUUCACCGUCCUGACGUACUGGGGCAUCCUCUUUUACAGCCUCGUCGCGGGCACACACACCCUCGUGUAUGCUCUCAGAGGUCGAUCGUGGCUCGAAUCCUGGCCGCGCUCGACUCUCCAGGCAUUACAUUCUUUCUUCUACACCACCAUCGUGACACUGCCAUUCCUCGUGACCAUCGUCUACUGGGCGGUGCUCUACGAUGGACCAUGGUUUCCCGUCACAUUUGACGGUUGGUCAAACAUCUCGAGGCAUGCUCUCAACUCCCUUUUCGCUCUGUGCGAACUCGUCCUGCCCGCAACUCACACUCCGCCACUCCUUCAUCUCGUCGGACUGAUCAUACUUCUCCUCUUGUACCUCGCCCUCGCAUACCUUACGCAUGCCACCCAGCAUUUCUAUGUGUAUAGCUUUCUUGACCCGUCAAAAGGUUCGGGCAAAGUGACGGGAUAUUGCUUCGGUAUAGCUGCAGGUAUAAUCGUCAUAUUCUUCGCUGCAUGGGCCGUGAUAUGGCUUCGGCAAAGGUACACUGGCGAUGCUAAGAGGAGCAAGAGAGAUAUAACUAGGCAUACACCCGUAGAUCAAGAGGUGGAAAUGAGUGCGGAUAUAGAACGGGCCAAGUAG